Molecule: messenger RNA, 450 nt
Organism: Sclerotinia sclerotiorum 1980 UF-70
Lineage: Eukaryota; Fungi; Ascomycota; Leotiomycetes; Helotiales; Sclerotiniaceae
Exons: 2
Coding region: 1-450 (149 amino acids)
Source: RefSeq, a predicted model, not a curated record
AUGGCGCCCACAACCCAUACUCCUCUUCUUCGAUCCUCCUCACCAUCAUCCUCCCUCCGAUCCCCAUCCGAAUCCUCCUCUGUCUUCCGCUCCCAAAAGACUCGAAAACAAAAUAUCAUCCGCUACACCUCCUACGCAUCCGCCAUCCUCUCAUGCCUCUGCGCAGGUUCCAUCACCGCUUAUUCGCUCUAUGGUCAUUUAUUCCAAUCGCGUUUGCAUUAUACCCAGUUACAGGUUAAUAUUGUUAUUAUUGCUGCCGAAUUGGCUAUGUAUCUACCAGUCCCCGUCUUUGGGUAUCUGUGUGAUCGUGUUGGUCCGGCGCCGUUGUCUCUAGGGGCGGGUAUUAUGUUUGGGGCUGGAGGGGUAUGUGACAGAGAGGGGGUGGCCGAUCAUUUGGAUGGUGCUGGCGUUUAUGAUUAUUGGGAUGGCGACGACGUGUAUGUAUAUUAG